ACGAUUCUUGCCAUACAAGCAUUUAAGAACGGCAUCUGAAUCUGUCUAACCCCCCACACCCACCUCCUUGAUUCUAUACUUCUCAGGACAAUAUGUACUACGCCGGUUAUCGUCGCGGUCGCGGAGGUUACAUUGGAGGUGACGGUCGCCCUCGUCCCACUACCAUUGCCACAAAUGGCCUUCCCCCCGACAGAGAGCUCGACGACGGGCUCGAGAAAAAGCCGAUCAAGACAUUGUCGAAGCCGACGGACUCGUCGGGCAAGGACAUUGUCAUCAAGCAGCUCGAGUAUCUCGGCUCGUACAACUGGACUAACGAGACAAAGCCGACGAUACUCGUUCCCGGGUCUCCCGCACAGUGGCGGGACAGAUGUCUUCCGUACCGAGUCCAGCCUGACAGUGGCAUCAAGUUUGUUGAUCAGAACGGAUAUCGCAUGCCAUCCUCCACGUUGUAUCCUCUGUUCCGUGCAGUGGAUAUAAUGACGGAGGAGAAUGGGAACAGCAUCGACUGGAGAUCAGUCGACUUUAUCACCGACCGCAAUGGCCUCCGUAAGCUUCUCCGUUGGAUCAAUGACACUGAUGGCUCUGCCAAGGAGUUCAGGAUCGACACACAACUGGCCGGAACCCGCACCGUUCUGUUGAACCGCUGGGAGAAACGCACGCGUGAGGCGGGCAACCCGCAGUGGACGACAUACGGCUUCAGUUUCGAGCGGGCGAGCACGAAUAAGGUCAAGGGAUGUGAGCGAGGCACUGGUCACCAUCGCGUCGUCAAAUACGAUUUUGAUGGCCUUACACUAGUCGUCCGCUUUGAGGUCGAUGCCUUCAUCGCAACCUCGCCCUCGCGCGGAGUCGUUUCGUCUUCCUCCAAUAUCGACUCGCUUUCCGACAUGUUAUCUGGCCUGAACGUAGCGACUGCGACGUCCGACUCGAUGGUAGAUAGCACUGCGUCCACCGCUGAGCUCGACGUGAUUCGCACUGGCUCAGAGGUGCCGCAUAGCUCUCUGAUCGAGAUGACCACUCGGUCGCGAAGGAAUGCCGAGAACUACGAUUGGGGUGACGCGUACCCACAGUUAUACCUGUCCCAAACCCGCAACCACUACCUUGCGGUGCACAACCGCGGAGAAUUCGAGACGAUCACCAAACGCGCGGUUGACGAUGCGGAGAUGAAGCGCUUUGAUAGAAGUGCCCAGAAUGGGUUCAAGAAGUUGCGUCGCGUCUUGGAGACUAUUCAGGAGUUGGUUGUUGAACAUGGGCAGCGAGGACGUCUCAGCUUGGUCCACCGCGAUGGGCAACUGCAAGUGUUUGAUAGAAUCAAACGCGACGGUUGCCUUCCGGAAGACAUGCUGAGGUGUUUCGAGGAUUGAGGGCGCCGACAGAAUACAUCGUCGAUGUUAUGGGAACCUGACUGUCGGGAGAGCGUUCUGUCAUAGGCUUGGGACUGUAUUAUUACGUGUUUGGGAGCUCAGUUGCACCACACUGCGUUCUUCUGUGACUAGUAUGUAUUUUGGUGAAGCAACUUACAUAUCUUCAGAAUGAGGUAUGGAUUGUUC
Messenger RNA from Laetiporus sulphureus 93-53, 1547 nucleotides. RefSeq lists its product as uncharacterized. NCBI's taxonomy places the organism in Eukaryota, Fungi, Basidiomycota, Agaricomycetes, Polyporales, Laetiporaceae. The transcript has 3 exons. Bases 93 to 1361 code for a protein of 422 amino acids. The record is from RefSeq and is a predicted model, not a curated record.